Vespula pensylvanica (western yellowjacket) is the source of this 1707-nucleotide messenger RNA. Its product is annotated as tubulin delta chain-like. The transcript has a single exon. Gene Ontology annotation, cellular component: microtubule; cytoplasm. The coding region runs from base 155 to 1477 and encodes 440 amino acids. NCBI's taxonomy places the organism in Eukaryota, Metazoa, Arthropoda, Insecta, Hymenoptera, Vespidae. The record is from RefSeq and is a predicted model, not a curated record. Gene Ontology annotation, biological process: mitotic cell cycle; microtubule cytoskeleton organization. Gene Ontology annotation, molecular function: structural constituent of cytoskeleton; GTP binding.
UUUAGUACUUGUAGCAUGUUUAUCGUUUUAUUCUUUUUUUUUUUUUUUUUAUUAUGAGGGAUUAGGAGAAAUUUUUUGUUGACAACAGUUAAAUACAACUAAAUUUUAAAUUACAGCUCUAAUUUAUAAGCAUUUAUAAACAAGUUAUGUCAAUAUGCUUGCUCUUCAAUUUGGACAAUGUGGAAAUCAAUUAGGACAUGCAUUAUUUUCAAAACUCUCUACUGAUAUAGAUGCUAAGAAAACUGGAGUGUCAUAUAAUGUUAAUUAUAAUUAUAUCGAAGAGGUAUUUGAUAAAUGGUUUUCUGGCCUAACCAAAGACGGAAAAAGAUUAGCGAGAGCAAUUCUUGUGGAUACGGAAGAAAAAGUUAUAAAUAAAAUAACUGAUAAUAAAUGUGGGAGCUGGACAUAUUGUACUAGUAAUGCAUUUUAUCAAACUGCUGGGGGCUCUGGUAAUAAUUGGGCAUAUGGGUAUAUGGAAAAAGGGAUUAGAUUUUAUGAAUCAAUAUCAGAUAUUAUUCAGUGUGAGAUCGAGAAAGUAGACCAUUUGGAUGGUUUUCUUUUUCUUCUUAGUUCAGCAGGUGGAACAGGUUCCGGAAUUGGAAGUCGUAUCAUAGAAUUAUUACGAGAAGAAUAUAAAAACAAAUCAUUUGUCAGUACAAUCGUAUUACCAUUCCUAUUUGGUGAAAUGAGUACACAGAAUUAUAAUACCUUGUUAACUUUGGUUAAAUUUUUAGAUAACGCAGAUGCAGUUUUUUUAUUUGAGAAUGAAGAUAUUCAUCAUAUGCUUAAAAAUUUAUUAAAUGUAGAUGUUAAAUUAGAAGAUAUCAAUGAUGUAAUAUCUAAAAAUUUAAGCAUAGCUUUUCAACCUAUAAGUAAUAUGCAAAAUAAUUUACAUUCGUUAAUGGCCAAACUAGUUGUAGAACCAUGUUAUAAACUUGCAACUAUUAAAUCUGUCCCAUUUUUAUCUAUAUUUCCCGAAUAUAAUGCAACUAAUACAUGGCAGUCAUAUUUGUAUCAAUUGAAACGAAUGCUCAAGGUAUAUUCUAUCACUUCUGAUAUAAAAUGUAAGAAAACGAAAAAAUUAUCUCGUGCAUCAUGUUCUACGCCAUCUUCAUUGUAUAGUCAUUCGAUAUCAAAUAUUUUAAUUACUCGUGGAAGUUGUACAUAUAAAGACAUACAAACAGAUGAAUUGCAAGAGAAAUGUUUAUAUGCGGACUGGAUUACAACUGAAGCAUUUACACAUUUGCAUCAACAACGACAUAUUUUAAAUCAUGACAAAGCAUUAGCUUUACUUACAAAUAAUUCCAAUAUUUAUCACCCAAUCAAUGAAGUACUAGAUAAAGCUUGGAAUUCUUAUAUACAUUCAGCCUUUUUACAUCAUUAUAAAAAAUUUGGUUUAGAAGAUGAUGACUUUUUGAGAACGUUUGUAAAAAUUGAAAAUGUAUUAAAAGAUUACAAGGAAUUAGAUAGAAAAUAGGUUAGUGAUAAAUGAUAGAAACUUAAAAAAAAAAAAAACUAAUUAAGAAAAUCUGAUAUGAAAAGAAAAAGAAUUUCUGUAGUGUCUUUUGUCAUGAACAACUCUAUAUGAUUGUACAGGAAAAAGUGAGUUUGUAACGUGUCGUGACAUAGAUUUUAUAUAUAAAUUUUAGAUAUAAAUACAAAAUACUAUUUAAUAUAACAUAAAAGUAAGACUUUACUAUUUUUUGA